Messenger RNA from Drosophila serrata, 886 nucleotides. RefSeq lists its product as uncharacterized. NCBI's taxonomy places the organism in Eukaryota, Metazoa, Arthropoda, Insecta, Diptera, Drosophilidae. Gene Ontology annotation, molecular function: FFAT motif binding. Gene Ontology annotation, cellular component: endoplasmic reticulum membrane; plasma membrane. The record is from RefSeq and is a predicted model, not a curated record. Gene Ontology annotation, biological process: endoplasmic reticulum membrane organization.
CUUUCCGUUUUCGGGGAGGGAGGAAUAGGAAAAAAAGGGAAGCCGACGGCCAAAAGUCAAAAUCAAUUGCUAAGGGAGAAUGGAGCUGUUGAGCGUGAGUCCACAACAACUGAUAUUCUAUGCCCCAUACAAUGGUCCACAGAGGCGAACAGUAACUCUGCUGAAUCCCACCCAUUUAGUGGUUUUAUUCAAGGUCAGAUCGAAUGCUUAUAGGCACUAUCGCUUGAAGCCAAAUGCCGGGAAGGUGGAACCCUAUGCCACCAUUGAAAUCCGCAUCUGCCUGCAGUGCUUCGACUUUGACGAGGAUCAGGAGUAUAAUCACUAUUUAAACAUUCAGUCUUUUUUCAAGCCCGAUAACAGUUUUAAUGGCGAAACUCCCUUGGCCAUUUUCCGGACAGUUUCCCGGGAUCAGGUAUACACCAAGUGCCUGCCCAUUAAACUGGAGAACAAGCCACUUUUCCUAACCAAAUGUGGUCCAGAGGCACCUUGUUUAAAGCAAAUGAUCUUGGAAAGAGGUCAUCGGCUGAAACCUGUCUGUCCAAAGUGUGCAGUACCUUCGAUAUCGAAAACAUGCAGGAGAAGAGGAAUUAAAUGCAUGUUUAUCAUCAUAGUCUGCCUGCUUGCAGUUUUUAUUUUAGCAUAUUUGCUACUGAAAGAUAUAGGGGAGAUGGUAAAGAACGCGUACCAAAAUCAAUGCAUUCAUUUGGAUAUCUCGCAAGACAGUUAUUUGAAUAGCUCAUCUAGCAGUUGUAUUUGUAGCUCAUCAGAGUUUUGUAACACACCAGACAGUUGUAUAAGUCCCGAAAUUUCCGGUGUAAAUUUGACCUAAGUAUGAGUGAAUUUUCAUUAAAACUAUUUAGUAUUAAUUUAUUUACUUGGAACCUUA